AUGUCUCAUUUAAUUUCCAACAGAGCAAAAUCUCGUUCGAGAACGCAUUUUGCCUUGGUCAACUUGAAAGAUGCUCCAGAAGGCUUUGUUCCUCAUGAAAACCCGCUUGUUUUGGACGGAGGAAUGCCAAAUGCUGGUUUCUUUCCACUUGAGUCGAUUCAGCUCAAUGUGGUGGACUACCCAUUCCAGAAGUCCUUACAAUUGCCAGUGGGAAACACCUCAUUGGAAAACUUGUCUAUUUCCAACGGAUCAAAUGGAACUUUGGUGGAUGAGUGGCUGAAGGUCGCUGGCGACAAUCCGUCAAAGAACCGCGUGAUAAUUCCAAAGAAACUGGACAAUCCCAAUGUCAUUGACUUAUCUCGUGGCUUGCAAUAUUCAGAAGUCGAAGGUAUUCCACAGUUGCUCAAGUUCACCAGAGACCUUAUCAAGAGAGCUCACGCGCCACAAUACGAUGAAUGGACCACCGUUCUUUCUGGAGGUGCAGGUGACGGUUUGAACAAGGCAGCAGACGCGUUCUUGGACGAAGGUGACGUGAUCUUGAUUGAAGAGUUCACAUUCACUCCAUUCUUGCAGAAUGUCAACAAUAGCGGAGCCAUUCCAGUUCCAAUCAAGUUAGACCUUGACCCUACCCCAGGCAAGAGUAAGGGUAUUGAUUUGGAGUACUUGACCGACUUGUUGGAGAAUUGGGAUGAACGCAAGCCAGAAUUGAAGGGAAAGAAGCCAAAAGCUUUAUACACUAUUGCGUCGGGCCAAAACCCUACAGGAUUCACCCAGGAUUUGGAGUUCAGAAAAAAGGUUUAUGCCUUGGCAGAGAAGCAUGACUUUGCUAUUAUUGAAGAUGAUCCAUAUGGUUACUUGACCCUUCCUCCAUAUGUCAAGCCUGAGGGACUCCAUAAGUUGAACGACUUCUUGACCAUCGAAGAUUAUCUCAAAGAUCAUUUAGUUCCCUCUUACCUUACAGUCGAUACUUCUGGAAGAGUUCUUCGUAUCGAGACGUUCUCCAAGCUCUUUGCUCCAGGUUUGAGAUUAGGAUUCUUGGUGGGUCACAAGGAUGUCAUUGGUGCCGUUGCCAACUACGCCAAUGUGGUGACCAGAUCAUCGUCUGGAACUUCGCAAUUGAUUGUGAAUAAUGUCAUCGAGCAGAGUUUCGGAGGCGUGGAUGGUUGGUUGAACUGGGUAUUAAAGAUGAGACUUACCUACACCAACCGGAGAAACGUGUUGCUCCAUGGGUUGUAUACCCUGAAGGCAUACGAAGCUGGAUACAUUGACCUUAUUGAUCCUCGCGCAGGAAUGUUCGUUAGUGUGAUUGUGAACUUCCCAGGCACCGAUGUCUUGAAGAAGAUUGACUUGUUGCAGUGGAAGUUCCGUGCUUAUGGAGUGCGUGUUGUUUCUGGUAUUAAGAUGGCCAUUGAUAAGGACUUCAGUCUUGAAAGAGGAAACUUUUAUAGAUUGACAUUUGCACCUGCCAGCAACGACGAAGAAUUGGCUGAGGGAGCCAAGCGUUUUGCUGAUGCUGUCUACGAUUUCUUCCAGAAGGGAUUGGAGUAUUGA
This is a messenger RNA of Sungouiella intermedia, 1551 nucleotides long. The record is from the annotation of a GenBank genome assembly. NCBI's taxonomy places the organism in Eukaryota, Fungi, Ascomycota, Pichiomycetes, Serinales, Metschnikowiaceae.